AUCUUACUGGCAGAGAGGAGGGAGAGACCCAAAGCUCGACUCUUGAGGCUGCGUACAAACAUUUCAAGAAAUUUCCUCUUUUCGUUCACGCAACCAAACACCUCUCUCUCUCUCUCUCUCACCCUCUUUUCUUUCUCUUUGGGUUUCUCAUCUGCUUCAAUCAAUACCUUGUUAUUUCCGCUUCUGAAGUUUACCUCAAACCCUCUCUUGUCAUGCUCUAAAAUUCGUUGAUUCUGGUGGUUUGUCCCCAAAGUCUUUGCUGGAUACCAAUUAAAUUUAUUUAAUUUGGUUCAUUCCUCGUUCUUUUCGUUUCGUUACUCCUAUUCUUUCGUGGGUUGCAGGUUCAAUUUGUUAUUGCGGCACGCAAUAGGAUUUGGUUGAGUUUAGCGUAUUCAAUUUUUGUCAAAGAUUAUUACAAAUUCUGGAUACGAUCGGAGACAAAAAUUACUACAAAUAAUGGAAAGAAUCUUUCCUUAAUGCUUGCCACUGAUUUAUGGAAUGGACUGGCUGUAUUUUCCUACUGCCAGUCUUUGUGAAUCAUGUUCGGUGGGACAAAGGGUUCAAAUCCCAUUGGUGUGCUCAAAUCACAUGUUGAAUCAUCUUUGACUACAGGCUUGCUUAAGGAUGUGCCUCCUGAGAUUGAAUUGUCUGACUACGGAAGGGUACCACCAAGCCCUGGUAGUGAGAGCCCUUCAGGAUUUCUUAAUGGUGAUACUUUGAAUGUAAAACCAAUUGCUGAUUUGGACCUGUUCUUUGAAAGGCUUUAUGGCUACUAUUGUGAGAAAGGGCUUUGGUGCAUCAUUAUAAAGUGGAUAGUUGAGCUUCUAAGCCUGGGGUUCACCAUUUGUUUCUCGGGAUUUUUCUUAUUAUAUGUGGACUGGAAUGGUCUUCGUAAUGCAAAAUGUGGGAUGGAUGCAGUUGAAUCUGGAAUUAAGCCUUGUGAUCUUGCCAAGGAAGCGCUUCAUCAGCACCCGUUAACCCCUUUAACACUUAGCAAAGCUACCAUUGUUGGAUAUUUAGGGAUAUUUUCCAUUUAUUGGAUCUUUUGUUUUUUAAGGUUUUUUGCUCAAUUAAAGGACACUCUGGGGAUUCGUCACUUUUAUUACAAUAGUCUCCAUGUUACGGACAAUGAAAUUCAAACAAUGCCAUGGGCAACAAUUCUUGAAAAGGUUGUUCAGCUGCAAAGUUCACAACAACUCUGUAUAAUUAAGGAUCUUUCUGCUCAUGAUAUUGUGAUGCGAUUGAUGCGCAAGGAAAACUACUUGAUUGGAAUGCUCAACAAGGGGGUGCUUGCUUUCCCCAUCUCUCAAUGGGUCCCUGGUGCUGGGCCAACGGUCAAAUUUGUCUCGAAUGGAACACAACAUCGUCUGAUACUGACAAAGACCUUAGAGUGGACCUUAAAUUGGUGCAUACUACAGAGCAUGUUUGACCGAAACUUCUGUGUUAGAAGGGACUUUAUAUCUAAUCCUACAACAUUAAAGAAAAGGCUUAUGGUAGUCGGGCUUGCGAUGCUUCUUCUUUCUCCAUUUCUUGUCAUCUUCAUGCUGGUCUAUCUCUUCCUGAGGCAUGCUGAACAGUUCUAUAAUCACCCAAGCACGGCAUCAUCUCAAAGGUGGUCAACUUUGUCAAAGUGGAUUUUUAGGGAAUACAAUGAGGUGGAUCAUUUGUUUAAGCAUCGGAUCAAUAGCAGUGUAGAGCAUGCUUCUAAUUAUCUCAAGCAGUUUCCUUCUCCUAUUAUUUCUAUUAUUGCAAAGUUCAUCUCCUUUGUAUCUGGUGGCUUUGCUGCUAUCCUAAUCAUCAUUGCAUUUCUGGAGGAGUCAUUGCUAGAGGGCCAUAUAUUUGGUCGCAAUUUGUUUUGGUAUGCUGCUGUUUUCGGAACUAUUACCGCGAUUAGCCGGGCUGCUGUUACGGAUGAGCUUCUAGUUCUUGAUCCUGAGGGAGCAAUGUCUAUGGUUGUCCAACACACACAUUACAUGCCAAAGAGAUGGCGUGGCAAAGAAAAUACUGAGAUGGUCCGUGCUGAGUUUGAAACCCUAUUUCAGUACACUGGAAUGAUGCUACUUGAGGAGAUGGCAUCAAUUUUCCUCACUCCAUAUUUACUUAUAUUUGUUGUCCCAAAGCGUGUGGAUGACAUUUUGCAGUUCAUUGCAGAUUUCACAGUGAAUGUUGAAGGUGUUGGUCACGUCUGCAGUUUCGGCAUCUUUGACUUCCAAAGACAUGGCAAUAGCAAUUAUGGUUCACCAUAUAAUGCACUUCGAUCUGAGAGGAGUUCCCAGGGGAAAAUGGAGAAAUCAUUUUUGAGCUUUCAAAGUAGCUACCCUUCAUGGGAAGCGAAUGCCCUAGGAAAGCAGUUUGUAUCAAAUCUUAGGACUUUCAGGGAGCAAAAUCUGCAAGGGCAGGGAACCAGACAGACAUAUUCCCCUAGAAUGUGGCGAGAGAGCCCCAUAUUCAGGGGCCGUGGAGACAGACGUGCCUUUUUUUCAAGGGAGCUUACACACAAUAGUCCUGGAACCGGCUACCAGUUGGGUUCCCUGUGGCUAAUUGAUCCAGAUCACAGGACUCAUCCGUAUCUUCUUGAUUGGUACUAUACUUCACAACCAAACCACACGGGUGACCAAUCAAGAGACAGUGUACAAGAACCCUUUGAAGUGACGGAGCAACAUCCUGGAGAUUAUUGGAUGCCAUCCAACUUGACACGAAAUAAUGAACCAAGGUAUGAAGAAUACCAGGGUGACCAUUAUGAGGAUCGAACUCAGUCCCAUAUGGGGGCUUCAACAUCAGCUCCUUUCUUCCGGGAUAGUGUACUACGGCAUCAUGCUUCUAUUAAUUUGGCAAACCCAACCAGUACCCGGAGCCAAUGGUGGACUAGAAGUGGCCCAGAUGAUGUGCAACCACAGACGAGUUUCCUUGAGCCUCCGGCUUUCAAUAACCGGAUUUCAGGGAACCAUUAUGACAAUUUUUCAGAUAGAAGCUCUGAGGAGCAGGAGCAACACCUGGACUGGAGAAAUAAUCGCAAAUUAUCCCAAACCACUUGCAUGGAGGACUUGGAGAUGGGGGACUUCAAUCUUCAUUUCGAUGAUAUAUAUAGCGGACCUCCAGAAACUCCAAGAAUAAAUCAAGGCCCGACAAACUUCGGGUGAUCAGAUAAUUGUGAUGCAUAUGGAUUUCCAUUUCUUUGAUUGCGAUAGCUGUUCCGCGUGUAAAGGAAACUAUGUAUUCUUUGUUGUAUAUAAAUUCGUCGUGGGUUUAGUUUCUGAAUAAGCCUCAAGCUUGAACUGGAAGGUGACAGAGGUCCAAAGAGUCAUCGUAGGCUAUCGGAAAAUGUAAAAGCUAGAAACAAAUGUAAUUCACUGAUACUUUCAAAUUCUCUUUAUAAUGGUUAUAUGGACUUAAAAUUCUAGUUUAA
This is a messenger RNA of Carya illinoinensis, 3406 nucleotides long. Its product is annotated as autophagy-related protein 9-like. Gene Ontology annotation, cellular component: phagophore assembly site; autophagosome. Gene Ontology annotation, biological process: protein localization to phagophore assembly site; autophagy of mitochondrion. Bases 540 to 3140 code for a protein of 866 amino acids. Lineage: Eukaryota; Viridiplantae; Streptophyta; Magnoliopsida; Fagales; Juglandaceae. The record is from RefSeq and is a predicted model, not a curated record. The transcript has 11 exons.